AUGACAUUGUGUGAUCAGAAUUCAUCGGUGGCAGAGAUCAUCGGAGGCAGAGAUCAUCGGAGGCAGAGAUCAUCGGAGGCAGAGAUCAUCGGAGGCAGAGAUCAUCGGAGGCAGAGAUCAUCGGAGGCAGAGAUCAUCGGAGGCAGAGAUCAUCGGAGGCAGAGAUCAUCGGAGGCAGAGAUCAUCGGAGGCAGAGAUCAUCGGAGGCAGAGAUCAUCGGAGGCAGAGAUCAUCAGAGGUAAAGAUCAUCGGAAUCAGAGCUCAUCAGAGGCAGAGAUCAUCGGAAUCAGAGAUCAUCGGAAUCAGAGAUCAUCGGAGGCAGAGAUCAUCGAAAGCAGAGAUCAUCGAAAGCAGAGAUCAUCGAAAGCAGAGAUCAUCGAAAGCAGAGAUCAUCGAAAGCAGAGAUCAUCGAAAGCAGAGAUCAUCGAAAGCAGAGAUCAUCGAAAGCAGAGAUUAUCGAAAGCAGAGAUUAUCGAAAGCAGAGAUUAUCGAAAGCAGAGAUUAUCGAAAGCAGAGAUUAUCGAAAGCAGAGAUCAUCGAGAGCAGAGAUCAUCGAGAGCAGAGAUCAUCGAGAGCAGAGAUCAUCGAGAGCAGAGAUCAUCGAGAGCAGAGAUCAUCGAGAGCAGAGAUCAUCGAGAGCAGAGAUCAUCGAGAGCAGAGAUCAUCGAGAGCAGAGAUCAUCGAGAGCAGAGAUCAUCGAGAGCAGAGAUCAUCGAGAGCAGAGAUCAUCGAAGGCAGAAUUCAUCAGAGGAAAAUUCAUCGGGGGCAGAGAUCAUCGAAGCAAAGAUAAUCGAAAACCGAGAGAAUCAGUUUACCCCAUUGUAG
Molecule: messenger RNA, 825 nt
Organism: Drosophila hydei
Lineage: Eukaryota; Metazoa; Arthropoda; Insecta; Diptera; Drosophilidae
Exons: 1
Coding region: 1-825 (274 amino acids)
Source: RefSeq, a predicted model, not a curated record